Messenger RNA from Amphimedon queenslandica, 1245 nucleotides. RefSeq names its product protein FRA10AC1 homolog. Gene Ontology annotation, molecular function: phosphatase activity. Gene Ontology annotation, biological process: dephosphorylation. Bases 195 to 1157 code for a protein of 320 amino acids. The transcript is spliced from 2 exons. Lineage: Eukaryota; Metazoa; Porifera; Demospongiae; Haplosclerida; Niphatidae. The record is from RefSeq and is a predicted model, not a curated record.
CAAAAGGACACAAAACUUAAAUAAACAGUAAAUAUAAGCACACGCGUAAACAAAACAUCGCGCAUUCGUUAAUUAUCACUACGGAAGUGGCACUACUGCGCAUGCGCAAUAGGUUUUUAAUUUAUUCAUUAUUAUUGAUUAUCUAAUUAUGGUUGAAUGUUUUCUUUUUUAGGGAAAGGGAGAGAAAGAGGAGAAUGGCAACUAAAGGGCACGACUAUCAAGAUGAUUUAGACUCCGAAUUCGAUUCCUCUGAAAGAGAAAGAAGACAUACGUGGAGAGACGAUCCUCUCUCAAGCAAAACAAGAGAACAGACCGCACCCUCUCACUCCACAAUGCUACCGCCGAAAACGGUACUCGUGGACGAAAGAGACAGAGAAGAGGCUCGGUCGCGUCGCUAUCACUUAUUAUCACUCGACGCAUAUUCUCGGCAUAAAAUGAUGAUUAAUCGCUAUCUCUUAUCGACUGGGAAGACAAUUAAAAAUGUUGUUCGCUCGUCCGAAAAGGAUCGUAAUGACUACGACAUCCUUCGUGAGGAGCAUAGGUUUCUAUGGGAUGACACUCCACCCACGACUUGGGAGGAAAAACUAGCAAAAACGUACUACGACCGUCUUUUUAAAGAAUACUCGAUAUCUGAUUUGAGUCGAUAUAAAGAGAAUAAAGUUGCCCUUAGGUGGCGGACGGAAGGCGAGGUCAUAGAGGGGAAAGGUCAAUUCGUGUGUGGGAACCGUCGCUGCGAUACAAGGGAUGAGCUCACCAGCUGGGAGGUUAAUUUCGGAUACGUGGAAAAAGGAGAGAAGAAGAACGCUCUUGUGAAGCUAAGACUUUGUCCGUCUUGCUCGAAGAAGUUGAACUAUCAUCACGCGAAGAGAGCCUGGAAGAGGGAGAGAAAGGAGGAGAGGAGAGAGAAAAAGAGAAAAAAGAGGCGGAGAUCAGAUAAAAGUAAAAAAGAAUCUCCAAGUACUGAUGAUGAUGACAGUCGAGACUCUUCUGAUGAUGAUGGCCAGUCUUCAUCGAAACCCACUUCUCAGACUAAAGAGGGAGAGGAGACAGAGAGAGGGGGAGACGUGGGUGAGAUAUGGAACAAGUCAGCAAAGGAACUAGUAGAGAAGACCAAAGAAGAAGAGUUUGAUGAUUAUUUCAAAGACAUGUUUAUGUAAUAAUUGUUUACUCGUUGUAUUAACUUAUCUCUCUCUCCUCCCCCCUCUCUCUCUCUCCUCCCUCCUCCCCUCUCUCUCCUCCCCUCUC